Messenger RNA from Cordyceps fumosorosea ARSEF 2679, 372 nucleotides. Its product is annotated as TPR domain protein. NCBI's taxonomy places the organism in Eukaryota, Fungi, Ascomycota, Sordariomycetes, Hypocreales, Cordycipitaceae. The coding region runs from base 1 to 372 and encodes 123 amino acids. The record is from RefSeq and is a predicted model, not a curated record. The transcript is spliced from 2 exons.
AUGACGCGCAAGCUUGUCACCAAGGUCAAGGCAACCUACCCUUCUUCGUUCCCGGACGAGCUGCCGCGGCCGGAGCUACAGAUGGUGUACUUCUCAGCGGCAUUGAUGGGUGGUCAGGUACAGGGGCGGCCCCUGAAGGAGAUGCUUCUCGAGGGUCUCAGGGCCCUCGGCUACUCGGUCGUGGUUAUCUGGCCAGAUCGGUGCAGGGCGGCCGCAGCCCGGGUUGAGAGUGUGAGAUGGGACACGCCGGCUUUUCCGGUGCCGUUGGCGCUUUUUAGGCUGUAUGUGGCGGCCAAGGAGACGGCGCCGAGCCUGGCGAAGCGCAUCCUGUGGAGAAAAUGGAUACGGAAUGAAAGCAACUCGAGAAAGUAG